Molecule: messenger RNA, 6581 nt
Organism: Ahaetulla prasina
Lineage: Eukaryota; Metazoa; Chordata; Lepidosauria; Squamata; Colubridae
Gene: LRRC3B
Product: leucine rich repeat containing 3B
Exons: 5
Coding region: 1402-2178 (258 amino acids)
Molecular function (GO): protein binding
Source: RefSeq, a predicted model, not a curated record
CCCUUGCAGCACGUAAAACAAAACUCUCAUAGCCUGACCCGUUAGAAAGCAAGUCAUCUCCCGGAUCGCAGAGGCUGCGCGCGCGCCUCUUCAGGAAGCAAGGCUUGAGGGUCUCGGAAAAUACAAAUCUCCCUGGAGUGGGGGAAAAAGGGCAACCUCCCCCUCCCAGCCCUUUACGCAGCACCUGUGGAGCACGAAGCAAUUCAGCUGGUUGUUUCUCCAACAUUCCCUACAACCUCCCCUCCCCCGCUUUUGCCACGCCCGGGUUGCAGGACGCCACCGAACCGUUGCUGUAACGCCCAACGCCGCUCAUCAUUUGGUAAGCGAAAGAAACCAAGUACGAGAGCGAUUGGGACGUGCUAGACGGCUGACGGUGCAACAUGAGGCGAAGAGCGAGCAGGCAACUGAGUCCCGCGGGGGGAAGAGCCGCGACUUGCCUUGGGAUUUUGCUACAGUGAAAGGAACGAACGGAACAGAACGAGCCUCCCUAAGAUCGUCAUGGGGAGAAAAGGCUAAUCCUACAUGCCUCGUGUACGGUUUCUCCUAGAAGGCGUGCAACAAAUGGCAGCCAAGUCUUUAAUCCAGGCUGCAGUGGUGGCGGUAGCAGCUCCCAGGUGAGGCGCAAGACUCCAGUUCGCGAGCUGCGGCUCUCCAUACUUGCCUGCUUGCCUGCGCCUCGCCUCCUUUCCUCCUUCUGAGUCAUCCCGCUGCAUCUGGUAAGGCGCUCGAACUCCCUGCCUUGCAUGGCUCGGGUGGGCUAAUCAGGGAGUCAACUUCAUGCCCGGAUUCUGAACAAAUUCUUCCUACAGGAGGUUCUGCAAGCCCCCUCUACCCAAGAAGGCAUGCAUCACCCAAAACAGGGCUGCGGGAUGGCUAUUUGCAGACACAAUAGGGACGGAGAAGUAAUAGUACUUCACUAUCUUUACUGCCACAAGGCUUGCUGUUAUUUGAGCCCCUCUGGCUUAUUUAUUUAUGCAUACAUUACAUACUGUGCAUACCUACAUUUUGAAAGCAUUUUAUAUUUUACUUGAAAGAUAACCACCUAUACUUUUUUCAAUUAUUUAAUUAUGGAAAAUAUAUCUGAUCUCCUGACCAUAUGAUAUGAGAUGGCACAAUGUGAUUCACUCAGCAAGAUCUCUUUCUACCUCUUUGACAGAAAAAAGGAGCAACUUAAGAAGCUUCCUUCCAAUCCCCAAGGCACUUCAUCAAAGUAACUGAGCUACAAUAAGUUGACAGGAAUGUCCUUUUAAAAAGCAAACCAACCAUGAAGAUGUCUAUAUACUAAUCUGUUCUUGACCUCCAUUGUUGGUGAGAAUGAGGUUGCAGUUUUGUUCCUGAGACACUUUGCCACCACUGUUGGGUAAAUGAGAAGCUGUUGGGUGAUUAUGCUGACAUUCCAGCAUGCAUUUGGUAGACCUGUGGUUAACUCGCUCCCUCUCCAUGUGUCUGCUUCUACAAAGCUUUGUCCUCAUGAUACUAUGCUUUCAUUCUGCCAGUAUGUGCCCCAAAGGUUGCCUUUGCUCUCAUUCUGGAGGUUUGAAUGUCAGCUGCAGCAAUGCGAACCUGAAAGAAAUACCCAGAGAUCUUCCUCCUGAAACUGUCCUUCUCUAUUUAGACUCCAAUCAGAUUACAUCCAUCCCAAAUGAGAUUUUCAAGGACUUGCACCAAUUGAAAGUCCUCAACUUAUCCAAAAACAUCAUUGAAUUCAUAGAUGAGCAUUCCUUCAAAGGGGUAGCAGAAACCUUGCAAAUGCUAGACUUGUCAGACAACCGGAUUAAAAGCGUGCACAAAAAUGCUUUUAACAACUUGAAGGCUAGGGCUCGAAUUGCAAACAAUCCUUGGCACUGUGAUUGCACCCUUCAGCAAGUCUUGAGAAGCAUGGCUUCCAACCAUGAAACAGCCAACAGUGUCAUCUGUAAGACCUCUGAUUUAGAUGAACAUGCUGGGAGGCCAUUUCUCAAUGCAGCUGAUGCUGACCUAUGUAAUAUUCCUAAAAAGACAACAGAUUAUGCCAUGCUAGUCACCAUGUUUGGCUGGUUCACCAUGGUGAUAUCCUAUGUAGUUUACUAUGUGCGGCAAAAUCAAGAGGAUGCACGCCGGCACCUGGAGUACUUGAAAUCUCUGCCAAGCAGGCAGAAAAAACCAGAUGAAGCAGACGACAUUAGCACUGUUGUAUAAUGCGCCCAAACCCUGUGACAGACCCUUAGGUAUGGAGAGCACGGAUACCAGCUGUUUCCUUUUAACAUUCGUGGUCAAUGUGUUAAAGACUUUUUCCAAUUAAACUGAAUUCUGCCACUGUCAACCUUUCUUAAAAAAAGAUGUCUGUUUUGGGAUAAUAACAGUACUCUUUUAUUGUUUCUCUGGUGGUAUUCUAAACAAAGUGAACUAAAAUGUAAACAUUAGUUUAGACUCAUUCCACUCUUUAAUAAUGAAAUUUAUUUUUUUAAUUUAAAACCAAAUAAAAGCUAAACUUUGAACCAUGUAAAUGCAGAGUAAUUUAUUGACCCAAAGACUGCCUUAUAAACCUUUUUUGGCUAUUGCUAUGUGGACAGAUCACAGAUUUACACUGAUCAAAAAGUGUUUUUGAAUCAGGCCAGUUCAAAAUCCCCGAAAUUGGCUCUCUGAAGAUAUAUCUAAACCUUGAUAUGUAUUAAUAUAUUUAUGAGAGAGCUUAUGUUAUUAUAUGACAUAGUACCAUUCUAUGCUCCAAGAAUAUACAUAGUAUACAACUGCCAUUUAGAUAUUAUCAAGUUAAUGUUUGGUUAGUUCCAAUCUGCUGAAUUCAAAUGAUCCACUUACUAUUGAUUUUGGAACUCAUAUAUUUUUAUUCUGGCUGCCAUGCAACACCGCAGCUUUCCAUAACCUGGUACUGAGAUUUUGAGUUUCAAGUCUUAUCUGCUGCGGAUUUGGGGAGUUGAUUUCUAAAACAUCUGGCGAAUUUGGGAAGAAGUUUAUUGUAAUGAACAUAAAGUGUUGCAUUUGAAUAGAUGUAUACUAAGUGUUAGAAUAGUUUUUGUUUUAGCUUAAAAGAGAGCAUUGGAGAAUUUAUCUGCAAAUCUAUUCCGAAUUGAGAUUGAAGUAUAAUAUUUCUUCCCUCUCCUUUCAUUCUAAAUUUUAGAAAAUCCACAUCCAUUAUUAUGUAAAUUGUUUUUCAUAUGUAUGAAAGAGCAUAUGCAAAUAGUUCGCAGUUCUUUGGCUCAAUCUUCAAUUUUUACUGUGUAUCUGUAAGUGAGAUAGAUAUAGAAAAUCUUGUCAAGAUUUGAUGAAAUGGGCUGGAUCCUAACCAAAUAAUAUAAUGGGCUUCUUAAAAUCCAUAGGAGCUUGUUGUAUAAUUAGAACCUGUGUAACAGAUCAAGAUUCCUAUUAUUGAAAGCCCAACUUUCCAGCUAUUGUCAGUACUAGGUUAGGGGAAUCCCAGAGCUAUUGACUAUACUAGGAAGUUUUUUUUAAAAAGCAGUGGCAAACCAUUUCUGCAACCUGCUAAGGGAACCAUAUAGAGGUUUUCUAUUGGAACCCCUUUUAUACAGAACUGUUGAGCUGAUGGGGACCAUCAGACUAUUAUCUAGCUCCCUUUUCAGUGCAGAAAUCCAGAUUAAAGCAGUUCUGGGUCUAAUAGAUAGCUAUGUAUCCUCCAGCUUCACUGAAUGACAAGGAGAAAACUAGCUCUGAAAGUAAAUUUUUCCCCUAACAAAAUAUUGUUAAUUUCUUUUACUAAUGUUCUGUCAGAAUUGUUUUUUCUAUCCUUUUAAUCUAUCAAGCAACUUGAUUAAAAUAUGACAAACUUAAUCUAGCAAGAUUUAUUAUUAACAAAUAUAUGCUGAAAAUAGUAUCUUUAUUGUUUUCAAGGUGCUUACAGAUUGCUGUCUUUAUUUCCAUCUUUAGAUCUUCCCAGCCACACAUCAAUUUUAGAUUGGUCUGUAGUUUCUUGAGUCCAUCUAUUGAACAAAUAUAUGAACUUCGACUUUCUCCAGUCAUCUAGCAUAUCACAAGGUCUCAAGGAUUUUUUCAGAGAUAAUUCAUAAAUGUUUGGUCAGACCAUUAGCAAUUUACCAUGUAGUUCAUAAAGCCCUAGAUAUUUAAACCAUUCGAAAGAAAUUGCAAUUUCCUGACCUUGCUUAUGUCAGUCUUGAGCUUCAUUCCUUCUUGUUCAAUAUGCUCAUGAGUGAUAAAAUAUAUGUCUUCGUGUUAGAGAUGAUAUGGUCAAAACAGGACUUGGAUAGUUCUGUUCGCAUUUCGCUUCUGUUCCUUUAAAUAUACUUUAAGAAAACCUGUUCAUUUUUCUAAUACUCUGCUAAUUUCAGCACAUUCUGAAUUUUAGAUUUUGUGCCACCAUUUUUACAAUUUUGGGUGUCUCACUGUAUUCUUAUCUUGGUAAUCUCUCUUUACAAGUUUUUGUUUAUUUGUUUUUCAGAACUCAAGUGUUUCUGGAACUGGGCCUUAUUGAUUCAGUAUUUUAAUACCUUUAUUUAGUUAGACUGUUUCGAAUCUCUUGUUCUUCAUUAUAUACGAAGAAAUAUACCCAAAGUGAACUGGCAUCUGAAGGUAAUGGAACAUAGGCCUGCCUUUGGGCCUCAGUCUGUUAAGUACAAACAUACAAUGCAGUACAAUUAAUUCUUCACACAAACUUGAAAUGCGUAGAAUAAUCUUAUUUGAUGUUGUGCUAUGUCUCACAUACUCCUAAACUAACUGUGAAUUUGGAGAACUAAAAUCCCAACACUAACCUAAUCAGAUUAGUGAUUAUCUGAAUUUGGUUCUGAUUUCAAAGGUAUCUGCUUUCACUUCAGAUUCCUUCGAUAUCAGAACCAAAAUCAGAUAAUCACUAACCUGAUUUGGUUAGUGUUGGGUUUUUAGUUAUUAAAUUAAUUGAUUAAUUAUGGAAUGUUUUAUUACUAUAAUAUUGAGUAUCAACAUUUUCUAAGCUUUUUAAAGGAAGAAAAUAUACUGGAUGACUUCUUGAAUCACUUAAAUUUCUUCAUAUGCUCCUCAUAUAUUCUGUAACAUAUUUCAGUUGAGAAAUUUCAAAUUCUGAAAUUGGAGAACCAAUCACUUAUUUUUUCCUUCCAGACAGCCUUUAUUUGGAAUAUAUAAUCCAGCCAGUGUUUCAGUGUUUUGAUUUACUAUUGAAUUGAAUAUUGAAUUAAACUAUUGAAUUGAAUUCCAGAAUAAGUAGAUUGAUGAAUAUUACAAAAUAUAUAUCUCUAAAGGAAAUACCCUCCUUGGAAAUAAUAUGUGUAAGUUUUAAAAAAUUGGAUACUUUUCUUUUUUUAAUUGUAUUUCCCGACAUUUUACUCUGGCAUAUCAACGCAACUUGAGAAUGUCUGUAAAUUAGUGCAGUUUCAAUUUUAUUGAACAGGGAUGAUGUUAUGUAUUGAUUAUAUGCUGUCUCCCCUGCUGUAUGGAACAAGUAGUAAUCUUCAUCACAAAGUAGCUAAAUUGGGCAGUUGCUUUAUGACAUACUAGUUUUGGAAAGGUUAUGAAAUCAGCAUAAAUUUACUCAUUAGUAAAAAAAAUACAGGUAGCCCUCAACUUACAAACAUUUGUUUAGUGAUUGUUUAGAGUCACUGAAAAAAGUGAUUUAUAACAAUUUUCAUGCUUAAUGACCUUUGAACAUCCCCAUGGUCACAUGAUCGAAAUUUGGAUAUUUGGCAACUGGGAUGUAUUUAUGACAGUUGCAGUAUCCUGGGGCCAUGUGAUCACCUUUUGCAGUCUUCUGACAAGCAAAAUCAAUGGGUUUGCCAGAUUCGCUUAACAACCAUAUUACUAACUUAACUACAGUGAUUCACUGAACAACUGAGGCAAGAAAGAUUGUAAAAUGGGGCAAAAUUCACUCAACAACUGUCUUGCAUAGCAGUGGAAAUCUGAGGCUCAAUUGUGUUUGUAAGUCGAGAACCACCUGUAGUCAAAAGAAGCCAGGGGCAUUGUCUAUUUAUUAAUGAACAGCACUAAUACAUCACAAACAAUACCCAUCCAAUUUAUAAAAUUAGUGUCCAUUUUUCAGUUACCAUAUCCUCUAUUUGAACUGUGAUGCUAUAUUCAGAACUUUAUCUCUCCUUGCCAGGCUUGAAAUUAAUUAAACUAUUCCAUAAUGGAAACAGAAAUAAGCCUUUUUAUUUUAUGAAUGUAACAGAAGCCUACUUUUUAACUCUAAGAAACAUCUAGGGUUUUUUUCCCCUUCAAACUUACUUUCUCUUUUCUUUUUCUGACUCAGUUCAGUGAUCAGGCAAGAUAAUCCUUGAAAAGGGGGAAAUGUCAACAAAACAAAAGAGAAAGAAGAAAAUCCAAUUGCUGUUGAUAAAACAUGUUUUUCAUUAGAUCAAUUAGCUUUUUUCAACAGUAAUACAAUAUAAAUAGCAACAUGGCAAAAGCUUGAAAGAAAAAAUGUUAAGUCACUUGAAGCAUACAAUAAAGUAAUUUAAUUAUUCAGAUAUGUGUAUAAAGUCAUCUAUAUAAUUAGAAAAUAGUACAUUUUGGUAUUAUAAAAAAACAGGUAUCAGGAAUUCCAAAUAAGGGAUCAGAAUUCAUACAUGCACUUACUCCCACAAACUCCCACAAACAGAAUGGAUAAAAUACCUUUAUAAUAA